Molecule: messenger RNA, 637 nt
Organism: Salvia miltiorrhiza (redroot sage)
Lineage: Eukaryota; Viridiplantae; Streptophyta; Magnoliopsida; Lamiales; Lamiaceae
Product: putative invertase inhibitor
Exons: 1
Coding region: 1-561 (186 amino acids)
Molecular function (GO): enzyme inhibitor activity
Source: RefSeq, a predicted model, not a curated record
AUGAAGGCAAGCCUGAAUUUGAUUUCAUUAACCUCGAUGAUCCCCUUGGUGGUGAUGAUCCAGAUAACAUCAGGCGAGAGCUUGAUCAACUCCACCUGCCUAGAUUCAGCACGUGACGAUCCAAACAUCGACUACGCCUUCUGCACAAGCUCCCUGCAGGCAGCCCCCGGCAGCCACUGCGCCACCCUGCAGGGGCUCGGAAUCAUCUCCAUCACCCUCCUUCAAUCCAACAUAACCGACACACGAUGUUCCAUCAAACACCUCAUCAGAAACAGUACAUCGGAGGAGCCAUACCUGAGGCGGUGCUUGAGCGACUGCUUGGAGCUUUUCUCCGAUGCCAUCCCUUCUGCAAUAGAGGCCAUGAGAGACUUCACACUGAAGAGGUUCGAAGACGCCAAUGUGAAGAUAAGUUCCAUCAUGGAUGCUGCCACCACCUGUGAGGAUGGCUUCAAGGAGAGCAGAGGUCUAGUUUCUCCUCUCACCAUCAGAAACCAUCACACUUUCGAGCUCUCCGCCAUCGCCUUGUCUCUUAUGCAUAUCAUUCAGACAAGAACAGGCUGAUGAUACAGAUCAUGAAUUUUUCAUACUCAAAUGUACAUUAUUCACUAAGCUCAAUAAAACUGGGAAGUUAGUUCUA